Solea solea (common sole) is the source of this 3287-nucleotide messenger RNA. RefSeq names its product ras-related protein Rap-1A-like. Lineage: Eukaryota; Metazoa; Chordata; Actinopteri; Pleuronectiformes; Soleidae. The record is from RefSeq and is a predicted model, not a curated record. Gene Ontology annotation, biological process: Rap protein signal transduction; negative regulation of synaptic vesicle exocytosis; cellular response to cAMP. Gene Ontology annotation, cellular component: plasma membrane. Gene Ontology annotation, molecular function: GDP binding; GTPase activity; GTP binding. The transcript is spliced from 8 exons. The coding region runs from base 141 to 698 and encodes 185 amino acids.
CGCGCGCACACAUUCACACUCACUCACUCACACACACACGCACGCACACACUCAGGCCAGAGGCAAACUGACACUUGCGGAGCGGCGAGAGAUAGCGAGCGAGGAACGACUGUUGGGCUGUCCGGUGAAACAAUCCCGCCAUGCGUGAAUACAAGCUAGUGGUGUUAGGCUCUGGAGGUGUGGGCAAGUCUGCUCUGACAGUUCAGUUUGUACAGGGAAUCUUUGUGGAAAAAUAUGACCCGACAAUAGAAGACUCGUACAGAAAGCAAGUGGAGGUAGAUGGGCAGCAAUGUAUGCUUGAAAUUCUUGACACAGCAGGCACAGAACAGUUUACAGCAAUGAGGGACUUGUACAUGAAGAAUGGCCAAGGGUUCGCCCUGGUUUACUCCAUCACAGCACAGUCAACCUUCAACGACCUCCAGGACCUGAGAGAACAGAUUCUACGAGUAAAGGACACAGAGGAUGUGCCGAUGAUUCUGGUGGGGAACAAAUGUGACUUGGAGGACGAGCGUGUUGUGGGGAAGGAGCAGGGCCAGAACCUGGCCAGACAGUGGAACCACUGUGCCUUUUUAGAGUCCUCUGCUAAGUCAAAGAUCAACGUCCUCGAUAUCUUCUAUGACCUGGUCAGACAGAUAAAUAGGAAAACGCCAGUGGAAAAGAAGAAGGCGAAAAAGAAAUCCAACUGUGUCCUGCUUUAAAGACCCUCCAGCCCCUGCAGCAGCUCUGAGCCAGGUGUGUAAAUGCUGUAAUGAAGAACUGUUGCCCUGAUUGGAACGUGCCAGCAUUCCAACAGCCCCGAUCUUACCUACUCCUCCGCCCGCCCACCCUUUUCCUCCCAUCAGCCAUAAACGGUGAAUCAGCUGACUGAACCGCUCCUAUCAAAGACGAGGAUGAUCUACACGAGAGAGAGAGAGAGAGAGAGAUGAAGAGAAUAAAGAGAGAGGGAAAGAAAGACAGUAUGAGAGAGAAGACUGUUGUCUCUCGCCUUUGAGGACCUUCCUCUGUGUCUCAGUUUCAGUGAACCCUGAACGGACAGUCUCCAUUUCUGCACCAACAAAAAAAACCCCACCACAAACUGAUGAUGAUGAUGAUGAUGAUGAUAAGAUUGCAGCAAAGCCUCUGAAAGUAUAAAAAAAAAGGUGUCCAUGAGCUGCCUACAUGGCCAGAGAGCAGCCCCAUUUUUUUAAUUUUUUUUUUGGUUUUUUUUGUUGACAGUUUAAUAAUAAAAAAAAAAGAAAUAACAGCGUUACAGAAGGAAAAACAAUGUUAGGAACUUGGAUUCAGUAUUUUUCAUCUUUUUCAAUAUUGUAUUUGAAAGACAUGGAAGUCGACCUCUUUUUAGUUGUGCGAUUCUAAAUAUUCUUCAAAAACAGCAUGAAAAAAAUGCAUCAGUUAUUAAGUGUAGAUGUUUUCAAGUAAAAUCAAGUGGAAAAGUGAGAAUUUCUUUUUAUAGCCAUACACCUAUUGUCCCUGCUUGUCAUGUCAGUGAUGAUAGAUCCAGGUCUAUAAUAUGUAUUAUUAUUUUUAUUACAGUUUUUUUUUUUCUUUGUUUGCCCUGUUGUUCAUGGACUUCUCUUCUGCAGAUAUCUCUCUUUGAUGUGACUUAAUUUUAUACUCAGUCACUGGGAUUUCAUAGCUCCCAUAAUAUAUUCUAAUGCCAUUUUUUGCAUAAUAAUGCUUCAGAAAAAAAAUGGGCCUUUUUAUAGAAGAAAUACGGGGAAAAAUAAGGAUUGAUUUCUAUGUCUCUUGAAGCUGAAAUAUAUUAUACUAAACCAACUCUAAUAAUGCUUCCUGUGUUUUUCUGUCGAUGUUCCAGCCUUUAUGGAUUAUUAAAGUACAUUUUAGUACGUUUUCAUUAUAUUGGUCAAUGUAUUUUUGUGAAUUAAACUGUUAUCCAAAGCAGAUUUGACUGAUUUGAGAAGAGUGGAAUUAAAAAUGUGUUUUUUACACAGGUUGCAAAGUGAACUGGGACAUUUUGUCAGCUCAAGUUUAUUUAAUUGAUAUUGAUUCUACUGUAUACAGUGACACAUGUCUGGUCAUGUUUCAAUAGAUGUGAAACAACAGGACAGUUACUGUUUGUAGUGUGACUUAUGUUAAAUACAGUUGAGGACAUGAAAAUGUCAUUGUUUUAAAAGUAUUUCCCUAGUGUUGUUAAACAGAGCAAAACUUCCAUGAUUUUACUUCCACAAAAAACAAAAAUGACCAUGCCCCCGUAAGAACUGACCUUUUCAUCGAGCCAUAGCACAAACCACUGUUGUGCAGUGGUUGUAAUGUACAAAACUUUUAAAAUCAAGUUAAAAUGCCCAGUAUAGAAUCUUCAGUAAGAGUUUGCGUUGUCACGAGAAAAAGGAUUGUUGAUGCCCACAAAGGAGAAGGAUAUACAAAGUUAUCACAGCGCGGUCACAGUGUAAGAACUGGAGUAUUUGGAGUAGUAGUUGAUUUUUGUGGAAUAAUUCAAAUGAAUAAAUGAUCCAAAAUAAAACUAGAAUGUUUUUGAAAAAAAACAAACCGUGCUAAUAAUUAUUUGUUUGUUUAACAGCGUAAAUACUUUGGAAACAGUGAAAUUUGUCCUCAACUGUACUAUGUUUUGCUAUACUUUUAAAUUCCACUAGGGGUCAGUAUGUGAACAGAAAUGUUUUGCACAUCCUGUGGGAAGUUGUCACACUGAAUCAAAGCCCCAGCAGUAAAUUACAUAAUGUGGCUCAAUGGGGCAAUAACUCACAAUUCAUUUAUGUACAGAGCAUUUUUUUUAAUGAUUGUUCUUCAAUGAGAGUUUUAUCAUCACCUUAAAUUCUAUAUUGAAAAACACGCACGUCCUAUAGGUGUUCUAUACUUUACAGUAUAAACCGAAGCUUGAGAUUUCAGUCACAUUUAAAGCAAGAAAUGAUGCAACGUUCACAUCAUCAUUCAUUCAUUCAUUCAUUCACUCAUUAUGUCACGUUUAUCUUUUAAAGGGUAGCAGGAGGAGCUGGAGCCAAUCCCAGCUGACGUUAGGUGACAGCUGUGAUACAACUCUGGACAGUUUGUAAGCCGUAGUAUCAGAGCAUUUGACAGAGGUGCACAAGUGUUUUAGAGUUUGUUAUUUGUAACAUGUUUUGCCCUUUUUUAAAUGUUGCAAUUUAUAAGUUUCUUACGACGAUGUUGAGAUGUUGUGAUCUGUGUUAUGCAGUCAAAAAUAUUAAUGUAGGUUGAAGUAUAAUAUACAUCACAGGACUACAAAUGACUUUCAGUUUCCUUCAUUAAUAGUUUGGUUUAUAAAAUAAAAACUGAAAAAGGUUUUGAACUCA